AUAUAGACAGAGUUAAUUGUGCAUAGAAUUUGCAGAAACCCUUUGAUUCAGGCUGGAACCCUAAUCGGCUUCUCAUGCUUGGUCUUUUUAUGUUACUUUUUUGUAUAUUUCAUUUGUUAACAGCUGUGCUUCUUUAUUUAUUUGAUUUUGUUUUUGAUAUUUUUGCAGUAUUUGAGCUAACUUGGAAUUGUAGGAAGUUAUUUUAGUUUAUUUUAUUCCAUAACAUAUCCCAAUGUUCUGACUGAACCCAGUAUCUAGUAGUUGGACUGUUAUUAUAUAUAUUUUUAAACAUAUAAAAUCAGGAAAGCUAUGUAUUUGUGAUUUUUAGGGUUUGCUUUACUCUGAUGGGAACAGAUCCCUAUGAACACCUUGAAGCUUUUUGCAUUAGAAGUUUGAGUUUUUCUCUUUCUGAGGUCUUUGUUAACUAGGGCAAAGUCAAUGCAAAUUCAGAACUCUUUGUUCAUAGUACGGAUAUUUAUAAGAGAACAUAGAAAACCAUCAGUGGAAGACUGGACUGUAUGAAUUCGAUUAGAACCAGAGCAGUUUGAGCUGGGUUAAGAUUUGCUCUUGCUUAGCAUAUUUUGUUUUUUAAGCUUUUGGUGAACGGAGAUGAAGAAUAGUCAAGUUAAAAUAGGAGAUAUUUUUUUUGAUACUGAGGUAAGUGUUAUCCAUAUGUUGGAAUUUAUUUGCUAGGUACAUGAUAAUUUUUUUGUAUCUUUGUGGCCUAAAAUGAUAAGGAGCAAGGAAAGUUUUCAGAACCUGGUUCUGUUCUUGAUCCAAUGAAUAAGGAGUUUAGGAUAUUUAAUUCAAAAAAAGCAAGAGUAGGAUCUGAAAUUUAUCUGUAGUUUUAUAAUUUUGACUUGGGGAAGGACUGAAGAAAUUAUUGGACUAUUUCGUGAUGUUUAUGCUCUAUGUUUUCAAUCUAGCAAGUAAGAACUUGAGUACUUCUACAUGGAAUUGAGCAUAGAACAGCUAUUAAUUGUUGAUUUUUCUUGGCAUGUGUGAUGAAGUGCAGAAAGUUACAUUUUAUCCUUCUUAGCAAAUGACGAAGGAACUGAGUUACAUAUGAAGGAAGUGACUCUUCUGGUGGUGCCAAUGAUAGUGUAUCCUAUGUUGUGAGGAAUGGGAAAGACGAUGCAGGAAGAAUUGAACUUUGUGGGCCUCAUAUGGUGAAUUAUGUACCUUGCCGAGAUAAUUUUCAUGGUGUUAAGAAGAUUUUAUCUGUUUCAAGAGGUAAAAGCUUUGAUCGUUAUUGUCCAAGUGAAUCAAACUUAUGGUUCUGUUUGGUCCCAAGUCCCAUAAAUUAUAAGCUGCCACUUCCUUGGCCAGAAAGUUUGAGUGAGGUUUGGAUUGGCAACUUUCCACCAUCGACACUGGUUCGUGAUGGAAUCAAGAGAAAUUUCUUUACCCAGAACAAAGAGAAACUUAGAGUCCAAGAUGAUACACAAGCUCAUGAACUAUCAAAAUAUUUAUCUAAAAUUCAUCCCAAUGUCACACCUGGUGUGCACAUAAAGAUUAUUCUUGAUGUCGGAUCAGGUCUGGGCAGAAUUGGUGCUGCAUUCCAUAAUGUGAGCAGUCUACAUAUUGCUCCAAAAGAUUUUCACAGGGAUGGGGUGCAACUAUCUCUUGAGCGAGGUAUUCCUUCUAUGCUGGCAAGCUUUGCAAUGCAUAGACUCCCAUUUCCAAGCGAGGCAUUUGACAUGGUUUAUUGUUCUGCAUGCGAUGUGGAGUGGACUCGUGAUGGUGGUAUUCUACUUCUUGAGGCCAAUAGAAUUAUCAGAGGUGCGGGAUAUUUUCUGUUGAAGAUAGAGGUGAAAAAGGAAGAAGAGCACAACUUUUGGAGCGAUGUGGAAAAUCUUUCGAAACAGUUAUGCUGGACCCUAAUCAAUAAAAUGGAAAAUGUUGCCUUAUGGAAGAAGCCAUCCGACAACAAAUGUUACCUGACUAGGGGGACUGGAGCCCAACCUCCCCUAUGUGAUGCAAUGGAGAACCAAGAUGACGUCUGGUACGUGCCAUUGAAGAGUUGCAUUCCCAAACUGCGUGAAAGAGUCCGUUCAAUCUCCGUCCGAAACCGUUACAAAUCAUUAGAUGUUCCUGAGAGAUUGCAGAAUGUUGAACUUGAUGCUUAUGUACCAAGAGUGGAAGCAUUUUUGGCAGAAAAGUUUUAUUGGAAGAUGGCUGUACAGAGCUACAUUGAUGAGCUUGGUUGGAGAAAAUUGCAGUUCCGAAAUGUUAUGGACAUGAGAGCCAAUUUUGGAGGAUUUGCUGCUGCAUUAGCUGCCAGUGAUAUGAAGUGCUGGAUAAUUAAUGUUAUCCCUGUGAGUGGCCCUAAUACACUUCCAUUAAUCUAUGAUCAAGGGCUUAUUGGAGCUGUCCAUGACUGGUGCGAACCAUUUGAUACGUACCCACGGACCUAUGACCUCCUCCAUGCAUCUGGAAUCUUCUCCACAGAGGACAAAAGGUGUGGGAUCAUUACUAUAUUACUUGAGAUGGACAGGAUCUUACGCCCUGGAGGGCACGCAUAUAUCCGGGAUUCAGUGUCCCUCCUUGUGAGAGUUGAAGCACUCACAAAGCUCAUUGGUUGGAGAACAGAAAUAAUCGAUAUUAAUGAAGGUGUCUAUGGGAAAUCGAAAAUCUUACAUUGUCAAAAAUUGCUUCUGCACUUCUAAGUGAUGAAGCCAUAUGAGCUAUAAAACAUUUGGAGAUCUUGUAAUGAUGAAAAUUUGUGAUUUUAACUGCAAAUGAACUAGGAAUCAAAUUUGAUGAUGCGUGCUCAUCUUUCAAAAGGUGGUCUCGCUUUGAUUCGAUUGUUUGGAUGGACGGUUCA
Molecule: messenger RNA, 2827 nt
Organism: Amborella trichopoda
Lineage: Eukaryota; Viridiplantae; Streptophyta; Magnoliopsida; Amborellales; Amborellaceae
Source: RefSeq, a predicted model, not a curated record